Messenger RNA from Purpureocillium takamizusanense, 4044 nucleotides. It is a transcript of the gene RAD53, whose product is annotated as Non-specific serine/threonine protein kinase. The transcript has 3 exons. The record is from RefSeq and is a predicted model, not a curated record. Lineage: Eukaryota; Fungi; Ascomycota; Sordariomycetes; Hypocreales; Ophiocordycipitaceae. Bases 390 to 4028 code for a protein of 1212 amino acids. Gene Ontology annotation, molecular function: protein binding; protein serine/threonine kinase activity; ATP binding. Gene Ontology annotation, biological process: autophagy; peptidyl-serine phosphorylation. Gene Ontology annotation, cellular component: cytoplasm.
AUCCCUCACUUCAUUCCACCUGCAGGCCUGUUCUCAUGCGGCAUCCUUGCACUUUCUGACUUCUGGCCGUCGUUGCUUUUUUCUUUCUUUUUCUUGUCGUCUUGCUCUCUUCCCUACUCCCUUGCCUCCGCCCGCUUCUUCCUCAGCCAAAUCCCGCCUGGGGCAUAUGCCUGUUGACCCUCGCUGCCUCGCUCGCCCACUGCUGUAUCCUCCACACAAGAGCUCGCCUUCCAGUCGCCGACGGUCUCGUUCCUUGUGUUGCGGCUUCUUCCAACUCCGGAAAGACUGGCGCCGGGAUAUCGGCUCCCCUUCCCGCAGCGCUGCUUGUCACUCACGCUCGCGACGACCGUGGAGAGACUCGCGGCCGUAGCCUCCUCGGGUCGCUCCCAAUGGACGGCGAAGAACCAACCCAAGCGACCCAGAAUGUCCUCGACCCUCGCCGCGUAGGGAAGCAGAACUCGGGCUUCUCCGACGAAGACAUAUCUGACAUCAUAUGCGUUUUGGUCCCCCAGUCCGACUCGGCGCGCAGGGAGGUCCAGCGGCUCGCCGAGACGGGCUCGCCGUACGUCAUCGGUAGGCACGAGGCCGACGAGGUAGAACCCGACUACGAGCUCGACGACCAUGCCAGCCGCUUCGAGUCGGACCCCAGCGCGCACGGCAACUUUACCAUUAUAUUGCGCCUCUCGGCCGGAGUCAAGAAUCCUGCCCAAGGCUUCACCUUUGGGAGGAAUCACAGCCGCUGCGAUGUCGUCUUCGUCAAUGACCCGUUGAGGAGGGUCAGCAAUAUCCACUUCCGCAUCUAUGUCAACGAGUACGGCGCCGUCAUGAUCGAGGACCAGUCCACCAACGGCACCUUUGUAGACAGACAGCUCCUCACCGCACACGCCAAGAGCGACUCCCCCGUCGUCACCAAGUGGGUGUUGAGCUCCGGCGCCCUCAUCAAGCUGCUGCUCCACGACGAAGACCGCGACCUGACGUUCCGGGUCCGCGUUCCCCGGCGAGACGACGAGUACGCCUUGGCCUACCACCACAAGGUCGAGGAAUAUUUUGCGAGGCAUCGGCUGAGGACGGAUGCCGCUCCGGCCCCAACGCAGGGGCUCGCCCCCCCCGCCGCGCGCGCCGGUGGUCAUGUCGACUUGUUCAAGCCGCCCGGCGAUCCGAUCACCCGUAGAGUGGGCUUCGAAUCGGCAGCGCAGUCCCCGCAGCCUUCACCAUCGAAGCGCAGAGAGGCGCAGAACGUGAUGCGGCGGGAGUGGAACGGCUCGGGCAAGUACAACAGGAUAGGCACCAUCGGCAAGGGUGCCUUCGCCGUCGUGUACAAGGUCACAUCCAAGUACGACGGUAAGCCGUACGCGGCAAAGGAGCUGGAGAAGCGUCGCUUCAUUAAGAAUGGGGUGCUCGACCAGAAGGUGGAGAAUGAGAUGAAGAUUAUGCGUCGGGUCCAGCAUCCGAACAUUGUGCGUUACAUGGACAACAUCGAGUGGGAUGAUCGGCUUCUCAUCAUCAUCAUGGAAUACAUUCCGGGAGGAGACCUUGGCAAGAUCAUAUCCGACGAGGGCGCGUUCCCAGAGGACAUGACACAGACAGUGUCGAGGCAGCUCCUGAGCGCGCUGGGAUAUCUGCACACCAACAACAUCACUCAUCGAGACGUCAAGCCAGACAAUAUCCUCAUCAACACCAUAGAGCCCCUCGAAGUGAAGCUAACCGACUUCGGGCUGUCCAAAGUAGUCGACACGGAACAGACGUUCCUGCGGACAUUUUGUGGCACCUUGCUGUACUGCGCGCCUGAAGUGUACACGGAGUAUGCCGAGUAUGACGACAACGGCGUUAGGAACCGCGGUAAGAAGAUGCGUCGUAUGCCCGGCCAAAGGUACAACCAUGCAGUCGACAUCUGGUCGCUCGGCGGUGUCUUGUUCUACACUUUGACAGGGUCGCCUCCGUAUCCAGUCAAAUCCGGCAUCAGCUAUUCAGAGCUGCUGCACAAGAUCAUGACCACGCCACUCGACAUCACGCCGUUGCAGCAGUAUGGAGUCUCGGGGCAGGGAACAGACUUCCUCCGUCGGAUGCUGCAAAGAAGACCCGAAAACCGCGCGAGCAUCGUCGACCUCGAGAACCACGUGUGGCUCGGCGGCCAAGGUUCGACGAUACAAGCCUCACAAUCGUACGACGAGAUUACGGACGACGAAGACAUCAUCAUCGAGCCGUCCCAGUUUCGGCCGCCGGUAGACUUUGAGGACGACAGAGUGAGUGAUUCCAUGGAUGAAGGAUCCGAAAAGGAAAACGCAGACGACCCCGCACCUCGGCUGUUUGGAGAAGUCGGCGCGUCGGUCAUUGGCAGCUCCGGAGUCAUUCCGUCUGGCUACCUCAACUUACCCGUUGGAGAUGCCAGCAUGGGCGAGACGGAGAUCCUCGACUCUCACGAUGAUGAAGCCUACGACUCGGGUGACUCCGACACCGUCAGAGGAAGGAACAAGCACGCGUUCCACUAUAACGCGACGUCCAUCUACCCAAAUCAGUCCGCAGACCAGCUCCAGAGUCUGGUAGAAAAUGUCGCCUCGCAGAGCCUCGGAGGCAAGGAUUCUAUCGUCGUCACCUCAUCAGCCUCAUUGCACCACUUCUCCCAUUCAAUGGAUCCGAAUUCCAGCAAGCGCAAGCCGCCGUCGCAGGAGACUGGGGACGAGCUCGACGAAAACACGCCUCCAGGCAAGCCGACUAUCAAGCGGCUAAAGUCGGACGGCAGAGUAGACGACAUCUCCGAGGAGGUUCUCUCGGAGUUCAAGCUGCUUGCGUGCCUGCCUCAAGUUAAGAGAUUGGACUCUGGACGACAAGUUGACAAGCCGUUUGACAAAGUGAGUUACUGGGAACAGGAUCGCAAAACGUGGCACCUCAACUAUCCUGAGAUGACCCAGCUGCAAUACGACGCGUUUGUCCAGGCCGCGCUCGCGAGGCAUGAAGAAUUCGGCCCCGGAAAGACUCCGUUGUGGGAUCUUGCCAUGAAGCACUUCCCGCCGGGGCCUCAUCCUGGGGCCCCGGAUGGCAGCACGCCCCCAGCCUUUGGCCCCGGGGCAAGGCGUGUCGACCGGAGGAUGGUGGACGACACCAUGGACAUACCGUCGACGGCUGCUCCGGUCGAUGUAGAGACCGAAAAGCAGUCGCAGCUGCCCGAAACGCAGAUCGUGGUGCCAGUGCAGUCGGACUUUGCCACGAAUCGCGCCAUCGCCGUCAUGGAAUCGCACCCAGAAUCCUGCGUGCACGGCAUCUCCUUUCCCAUCACGGACUCCCUGGUUUCGUUUGGACGGGCAAAGGAGAACAUAGAGGUGUUCCAGGACACGCAAGAACAGAGAGUGCCCAAGCACGCGUUUAAGAUGAUGCUGUGGAAGGAUGGUUACGACCCGUCCAAGGAUCCGACAAAGGCCAAGCAGCCCUGGCAGCGGGACGCGUCGGCCGACGAUGACUCGUACGAGUUCUGGAUAUCGACAAAGGCCACGCUCGGGAUUCGCGUCAACGGGUACAACUUGGCGUCGGCAGACUCCAAGAACCCGGGUGGACCGUCCCUGUUCUGGGCCAAGCUCUACGAUGGCGAUGUCGUCAUGAUUUGGGGCGGCCAGGACCCACGGAGCCAGACGAAGCUCGUCUUCCGCUGCUUCUGGGGCGGCUCGGCGAAGCAACGCCCGGAUGAUAAGCCGGGCCUGGAGCUGGCCGGCCAGCAGCUCGCGCAACGACUCGACGCAGCGUGUGCCAGGACGGAGAAGCGCGUACGGGACGCCGCCGAGAAGAGACGCAAGAUCGGGGAGGCCAAGGCCGAGCAGGAGGAGCGCGCCAGGAACGUGGGCCUGGAACGCGAGCGCAGUGCCAUGUUCGAGAGGAGGAGGCAGGAGGCUACUGACUACCUCGCCGCCGCCGCUGCCGCCGCGGCGCAGCAGCAGCAGCCCCAGCAAGCCGGCUCGCGGCGCGGGUCGCCGGCCAACUUGACGCCGACGGCAUCGCGCGGGAGUAGGGUGCAGGCGACCUCGCACUUGAUGAGGUGAAGGGCAAGCCGGAGGG